Messenger RNA from Ruditapes philippinarum (Manila clam), 399 nucleotides. RefSeq lists its product as uncharacterized. Bases 1 to 384 code for a protein of 127 amino acids. Lineage: Eukaryota; Metazoa; Mollusca; Bivalvia; Venerida; Veneridae. The record is from RefSeq and is a predicted model, not a curated record. The transcript has 2 exons.
AUGUCAAAUGAGCUGUUCGUUGAGUCGGUCAUAACACAUCAUGCCUGUAAGAAAAAUAAACUUGUGUCAGUACUUGGCAAUAAAUCAAAUAUAAAUGAUAUUGUUAUUCAAAAAGAGGGGUACAUUCCCCCUCCUCCACCAGAGGGGUACAUUCCCCCUCCACCAAUUGGGUACAUUCCCCCUCCACCCAUGGGGUACAUUCCCCCUCCACCCAUGGGGUACAUUCCCCCUCCACCUGAGGGGUACAUUCCCCCUCCACCAAUGGACAUCAUAGAGCCACCCAUUCCUUCGCCAUACCCGUCACCUCCGCCACCGUAUCCAUACUCCGGUGUCCCUGAAAUUAUAGAACGGAAGUUUUACCAUAUCAUACCAUAUACUGCUUAAGCCGGUGCUAUGGAG